Saccharomycopsis crataegensis is the source of this 909-nucleotide messenger RNA. RefSeq names its product ubiquinol--cytochrome-c reductase catalytic subunit CYT1 (gene CYT1). The record is from RefSeq and is a predicted model, not a curated record. Bases 1 to 909 code for a protein of 302 amino acids. NCBI's taxonomy places the organism in Eukaryota, Fungi, Ascomycota, Saccharomycetes, Ascoideales, Saccharomycopsidaceae. Gene Ontology annotation, biological process: mitochondrial electron transport, ubiquinol to cytochrome c. The transcript is spliced from 2 exons. Gene Ontology annotation, molecular function: heme binding; electron transfer activity.
AUGUUUGCGUUAAAGUCUGCUACUAAGCGUCUCAACAGUAGAGCCUUUUCUACCAACACUGCCGCCAAUGCCACUUCAUUUGCAAAGAAGGCAUUCACUGGUGGUGUUGCCGCCACUGGUUUGGCUGCCUCUUACCUUUUGUACGCUGACGGUCAGACUGCCGAAGCCAUGACCGCUGCUGAACACGGUUUACAUCCUCCAGCUUACGGUUGGUCCCACAACGGCAUGUUCGACACUUUUGACCAUGCUUCUAUCCGUCGUGGUUUCCACGUUUACCGUGAAGUUUGUGCUGCUUGUCACUCUCUUGACAGAGUUGCUUGGAGAACUUUGGUUGGUGUUUCCCACACUAACAGUGAAGUUAAAGAAAUGGCCGAAGCCUUCGAAUAUGACGACGAACCAGAUGACCAAGGUAACCCAAAGAAGAGACCAGGUAAGUUGGCCGAUUACAUUCCAGGUCCAUACGAAAACGAACAAGCUGCCCGUGCUGCCAACCAAGGUGCCCUUCCACCAGAUUUGUCAUUGAUUGUCAAGGCCCGUCACGGUGCUUGCGACUACAUCUUUGCAUUGUUGACUGGUUAUCCAGAUGAACCUCCAGCCGGUGUUGUGUUGCCAGUUGGUGCCAACUACAACCCAUACUUCCCAGGUGGUUCUAUUGCCAUGGGUCGUGUGUUGUUCGAUGACUUGGUUGAAUACGAUGACGGUACCCCAGCUUCCACCGCCCAAAUGGCCAAGGAUGUCACCACUUUCUUGAACUGGGCUGCUGAACCAGAACACGAUGACAGAAAGAAGGACGGUUUGAAGGCCAUCAUUGUUCUUUCCUCUUUGUACUUGAUUUCUGUCUGGGUCAAGAAGUUCAAGUGGGCUCCAAUCAAGAGCAGAAAGAUUGUUUUCAACCCACCAAAGAAAUAA